AUGUGUAAAAAUAUAGUUUUAAAAUUUGAUAUCUAUGAGAAGGAAAAGAAUGGCAGCGAAUUCAGAAACAUCUUCUCAAAGCAAUAUGAAAAGUCUUUAGAAGCACCUAAAAUCAGUGAAUUGAAAGCACGUUUCGCAAAAACCGAAACUAUCAUUAACUGGAAACUUCAAGAUUACGAAAAUUGCAAGGACAAAGAAUUGCAAUUCUUCCUAUUUGGUGAUAAAACGGUUAUGCAGAUGGCUAAAGGACAAGAAAUCAGGAUUCCAUUUUUAACAAGAGGUAAAACCUACACUGUAUACGCCUUUCCAAAUCAUAUGGAUACUGAAACCGCUGUAUACACAAACACUGGAGUUGAUAUCAAAGUUCCUUAAAUAUGUGCCUCAAUGGUAAUGAGGAUGAUGUGGAGCUGGUCGCUUGGACAAUCGACAGUUUAUGAUUAUCAAAACUCUC
This is a messenger RNA of Schistosoma rodhaini, 451 nucleotides long. Lineage: Eukaryota; Metazoa; Platyhelminthes; Trematoda; Strigeidida; Schistosomatidae. The record is from the annotation of a GenBank genome assembly.